This is a messenger RNA of Salvelinus sp. IW2-2015, 1580 nucleotides long. Its product is annotated as hematopoietic progenitor cell antigen CD34. Gene Ontology annotation, biological process: cell adhesion. Gene Ontology annotation, cellular component: membrane. NCBI's taxonomy places the organism in Eukaryota, Metazoa, Chordata, Actinopteri, Salmoniformes, Salmonidae. The record is from RefSeq and is a predicted model, not a curated record.
GAGCACAAGUGGCACUUUAUCCGGCCCGUCCCACUCACGGUAAGAGGAAAUCCUAAACUGGUCUGGUCCACUGGUGCUCCCCUUCUCUCUCGCUCACACACCCUGGACGCUCACACACCCUGGACGCUCACACAAACAGGAGGAGAAUGGCAGUAGCAGCAUCCACACAGAGAAUGAAUGAGACCCACAAAAUGCUGGCAUUCACUUUGCUCCUCAUCACCACCCUCUUUCACGGUGGUGUAGUUGCACAAGACGAGAGUGAAUCAGAUGUUGYCACUGGGCCCACACAGCCAGCAGAUGUUGCUGAAUUAUUUCGUGGAGACGACAUUGACACCACACAACUGGCAGAUGAAGAAGCAGAUAAACCCCAAGUUCAGAUCAUUGUAUUCCCCAGUAUUCCUGGCCUGGAUCUGUCAGGCUUCUUACAUGACACCACAGCGACUCCAGUCACCAAGGGGGUAGUGGAGACCACAGACAUGGGGGAGGCCACAGUGGAGGCUGGUGACGCAGGAAUCACAGACCCAGGUGACGACCAGGAGACCCAGGCUCCCCAGCAGUUUCAGACCUCCCAAUCCAGUGACACUGUGCUCAUCCCAGAGUGGUCUGGUCUCUCUCUACAGGCUGAUGUGAUGUGUGUUGAUAAAGAAGCUGUCCAGGACAGAGAUGCAGUGAAUCUGAAACUCAAGGCCUCAUCCAGCUGUGAGGAGACCAGGUCUAAGAUUGAGAGUGUGUUGGAGCACCUGUGUGGAGACGACUGUAAACUGGAGGUCUACCAGGAGGACAACUCCAAUGAAAUCCUGAUCUCUGGCCAAUGCAUAGAAGCUGAUGCAAAAGGAAUGGCUGAGAAGUUCAACAAUGACAACAUAAAAGACAAGAUUGAUUUUGAGGAGGCUGUUCCUCGCUGGGGGAAGAAAUCCAAGCUGGUACUGGUCUCCCUGCUGCUCACUGGACUGCUCCUGGCUAUUCUUCUCAUCGCAGGUUACUACCUGAAAACCCACCGCCCACCACCCAAGGGAGCGAGACUGGCUGAAGAGGGUUUCCAGGUGUAUGAGGAGAACCAGGCCAACACCCUGGUGUCUGUGGCCCCUCUGCAGUCACAGGAGCCCCUGGUGAAGCCCACCAGCAAUGGGGAGUUUCCUGAGAGCCAGCCACCACCCAACAACGGCCAACCUGCCACCCAGACCUCGGUUGCUGACACUGAGAUGUGAACGAGCUCUGAAUUACAUCCCCAACGCCCCAUUCUCAUUCCUCCUGCUCCCCGUCAUCACCACAUUCCCAAUCCCUCUCCCCUCAUAGUGUACCUGGGGAUACAAGACUCUAACACUAAACACCCAUUCAAUAUCCAAGCCCACCUCACCCUACCCCAUGCAACCCUUGACUCACAGGAUGAUGACAAUGAUGACAAUGAUGAAGAUGAUGACUAUGACGAUGAUGACGAUGCCUGUAAUGUGAAGAGAAGAGAUUGUGAUCACUGGCCUCUAUCAGGUUUCAGUGGUGGUAGAGAAGGAGCCUAAACACUGAGUUUGGGGGACUGGACAGCAGGUUCAGAGACUGCAUUCCAAAAACAAUAAUUGCUGCAA